AUGUCUGCCGGUGUGACCAGGUACAUUACGCUUUGGUUCAUCCCAAAGGUGAGCCAGGAUAUCGUUUCCACCUUCCCCAUUCUGGCCAAGACAGGCCGCAUCGAUUUCCCCCUGCGGUGCACCACCAAGAAGACGAUCCUCACAAUCACACCGCAGGAUGAUGCUGAUGCGCAGCCUGUGGUGGACUUCGGCUCGGUUCUCUUCGGGGAGUCUUCCAGCCGGGAGCGAGCGAAGACGAGCGGAGAGCUUACCAUCAAGAACACCGGCGCGCUCUCGGCAAAGUUCACGUUGCGCCGACAGGUGAUUGAGCCUGAUCUCAGCGGCGGCCGUGGCAAUCGCGAGGUUGUGGGCAUCGAACUGGUGGAGGAGGACGCCCCGGCCGGCGCGGCAGAGGAAGCGCCCGAAGCUCCCGAGGCAGCUGAGGCGCCCGAGCCCGAGGCGGCGGCCGAGGCAAAGCCGGAGGAGGCAGAGGCGACAGAGGCAGAGGCGGAGGCGUUUGCUGGUGCAGAGGGCGAGACGGAGGACAAGGAGGCAGUCACACAAAUCAUUGAGGGCCGAAGCAGCGACAUUGUGGACAUGAUCACCUGGACAGAAGGUGGCACCUGCAAAUCUGUCGGUACCUCGAAGAUCUCCUUCUGCUUCAAGCCCACUAGGCUGGGAGACUUUGCUGCGGAGCUGAACCUGUGUAUUGCAAACGGUGCUCCUGGAUACGCGAAGUAUGAGAAGGAGCAUAGGGUGCUGCUGCGAGGCUCUUGCUUGGACGUACCCAUCUACGUGGAUCGAGAGGAGUACCACCUACAGACCUGCGUCUACGGCCACAUCUUCCGCGAGAGCGUGAUGAUCCGGAACCGGGCCUCUGUGGCGAUGAAGAUUCAGGUGCAGAAGCCUAAGCAGAUCGAGGGGGAGCUCCAGCUGAACACGGCGCUGGCGUACAUCCAGGGACACGGAUCCCAGGCUAUCCAGGUCAAGUUCUCGCCCAAGGCGGACUUCUUGGACAGGCAUCCAGAGUUCCGGGACGCUGAGCGCGGCUCCGGAGCCUUCCGCAUCCCCAUGCGCAUCGUGGGGGCGGACCAGGUCUUGCCGGUGAAUACCACCCUCAUUGGCGUGCUCACGACCGACGCGGUGAACUUUUUGCCGCAGGUCCUGAACUUUGGGUCCUGCUACGUGGGCAGCUCGGUGGCGAUGCGCCUCUCCAUUGUCAACGAGUCGCUCCUCAAGCGCCGCUUUGCUUUCACGCGUUUGCCCUCCUACCUCAGCAUCGAGGACGUGCCAGCAGACGUGUUGGAGGAGGAGGAGAUUGGGGAGGCCUCGACGCCGGGCCUGGCACUAUUGCAGUGGUGGAGGGCGGUGGCGAGGGCAUUUUCGGCACCCUCUUGCCAGGUGAGCGGAGGCAGGUGA
Molecule: messenger RNA, 1398 nt
Organism: Effrenium voratum
Lineage: Eukaryota; Dinophyceae; Suessiales; Symbiodiniaceae
Source: the annotation of a GenBank genome assembly